Lactuca virosa is the source of this 2793-nucleotide messenger RNA. NCBI's taxonomy places the organism in Eukaryota, Viridiplantae, Streptophyta, Magnoliopsida, Asterales, Asteraceae. The record is from the annotation of a GenBank genome assembly.
CUUUCAUAAACAGAAAUUUUGAAUUCUCCAACUCCAAACAUCUGCACUAAUCAUCUCGCAAAACCCUAAUCAUCUACUUCCGGAAUAGAAAUGGAGGGUAAUGCGAACGAAGAUCUAAUCAUACCGUUUCUGCAACAAUCUAAUGGAGAAACAGUCAAAGAAGCCAUGGAAGUUGCAGGUUUUCAAAUCGCUGAGUUUCUAGAGCAAGACAUAGCAGUAUGCCGACUUAAAAUCAAGGGAAUGUCAUGCACAAGUUGUUCUGAAUCGAUUGAAUCCUCUCUUUUAAUCGUUGAAGGAGUAAAAAAAGCAGUUGUGGGUUUAGCUCUUGAAGAAGCAAAGAUAAACUACGAUCCAAACAUCACCAACACAAAUCAAAUCAUUGAAGCAGUUGUAGAUGCAGGAUUUGAAGCCGAUCUUAUAGGACCUGAAAUUGAUGCAAAUAAAGUUCAUAUAAAACUCGAAGGUAUCAAUUUCAUAUCUCCACAAGACAUGGUUUCCAUCAAACAAUCUGUAGAAUCGUUGAAUGGUGUCAAUCAUGUUGAAACAAAUACAGAAGAAUGCAGAUUGACUAUUGGUUAUGAUCCAAAUUUAACUGGUCCAAGGUCAAUUAUGUCAUUUAUAUCGGCUAAUUAUCAAGCAAGCUUAUAUAUUCCAGAAAGAAAACGUGAUUCAGAGAGAAACCAUGAAAUUAAAGUUUACAGAAAUAUGUUUUUCUGGAGUUGCUUGUUUUCGAUUCCUGUUUUUAUCUUCUCUAUGGUGCUUCCAAUGAUUCCACCAUAUGGGAAUUGGUUGAGUUACAAGAUUCAUAAUAUGCUUACGAUUGGAAUGGUUUUAAGAUGGAUCUUAUGUACACCUGUCCAGUUCUUCAUUGGUCGAAGGUUUUAUGUGGGAUCUUAUCACGCAUUAAGACGAAAAUCGGCUAACAUGGAUGUUCUUGUUGCACUUGGGACAAAUGCUGCGUAUUUUUAUUCUAUAUACACAAUAAUAAAAGCACUAUUUUCAGACAAAUUUGAGGGUCAAGAUUUCUUUGAAACAAGUACCAUGUUAAUAUCAUUUAUUCUUCUAGGUAAAUACUUAGAAUCCACCGCGAAAGGAAAAACAUCCGCUGCUUUAGCUAAAUUGGCCGAGUUAGCCCCGGAUACCGCUUGUUUAUUGACAAUGAACGAUGAGGGAAACAUUCUUUCAGAAACAGAAAUUAACACGCGGUUGAUCGAAAGAAAUGAUGUUUUGAAGAUUUUUCCUGGGUCGAAGUUUCCUGUUGAUGGUAUUGUGAUUAAUGGUCAAGGGUAUGUGAAUGAAAGUAUGAUCACGGGAGAAGCAACCCCGGUAGUUAAAAAUCCAGGCGAUCGGGUUAUCAGUGGCACUGUGAAUGAAAAUGGUUGCUUGUUAAUCAAGGCUACUCAUGUUGGUUCUGAGACCGCACUUUCACAAAUUGUUCAAAUAGUAGAAGCCGCUCAACUUGCUCGAGCUCCCGUACAAAAACUAGCUGAUCAAAUAUCAAAGUUUUUUGUACCCGCAGUGGUUUUGGCUGCUGUUGUGACAUGGAUGGGGUGGUUUAUUCCAGGAGUGGCUGGAAUUUAUCCCAAAAGUUGGAUACCAAAAGCUAUGGACGAGUUCGAGCUUGCAUUACAGUUUGGGAUAUCGGUUUUAGUUGUAGCUUGCCCAUGUGCAUUAGGUUUAGCUACUCCUACUGCUGUUAUGGUUGCGACCGGUAAAGGCGCGUCUCAAGGAGUACUUAUCAAGGGCGGAAAUGCAUUAGAAAAGGCCCACAAGGUUAACACAGUAGUAUUUGAUAAAACGGGAACAUUAACAAUUGGAAAGCCGGAAGUUGUUAGCGCAAUACUUUUUUCCAGAAUCUCAAUGGAGGAGUUUUGUGACACAGCAAUUGCCGUAGAGGCAAAUAGUGAACACCCCAUAGCAAAAGCAGUAGUGAAACACGCCAAAAACAGAUUACAAAAUCACAAAUCUCAAACUACCAACAGUGCAGUAGUGAAGGACUUCGAGGUGCAUCCCGGCGCCGGAGUUGGUUGCAAAGUCGGAUCCAAAACAGUUUUAGUCGGAAACAAGAAGCUCAUGAGAUCCUUCAACGUCUCCCUCAGCCCUGAGGUCGAAACCUACUUCUCCGACAACGAAAACCUAGCUCGCACCUGUGUGCUCCUCGCAAUCGACGGAAAAGUCGUCGGCGCUGUUGCAGUCACAGAUCCGGUGAAGCCCGAGGCGGCACGUGUUGUAUCCUUUUUACGAUCGAUGAGUAUCAGAAGCAUAAUGGUCACCGGUGAUAACUGGUCAACGGCCACCGCCAUAGCCAAGGAGGUCGGAAUCGAAAACGUGUUUGCGGAAACAGAUCCGUUGGGGAAAGCCGAUAGAAUCAAAGACUUACAGGCGAAAGGGAUGGUCGUUGCAAUGGUCGGAGAUGGCAUCAACGAUUCGCCGGCGCUCGUUGCAGCAGACGUCGGAAUGGCGAUUGGUGCCGGAACAGAUGUGGCGAUUGAGGCGGCGGAUAUUGUGUUGAUUAAGAGUAACUUAGAGGAUGUGAUUACAGCGAUUGAUUUGUCUAAAAGGACGAUUUCGAGAAUCCGGCUUAAUUAUGUGUGGGCUCUUGGGUAUAAUGUUCUUGGUGUGCCGGUGGCGGCUGGAAUUUUGUUUCCUUUCAUCGGAAUUAGGUUACCGCCGUGGUUGGCCGGAGCUUGUAUGGCUGCUUCUUCUGUGAGUGUGGUUUGUUCUUCGUUGUUGUUGCAAACGUAUAAGAAGCCGUUUGCGUACACGAGAUGAUAAACUGUUUGCAUGUGUGAA